Rhodamnia argentea is the source of this 2266-nucleotide messenger RNA. RefSeq names its product zinc finger CCHC domain-containing protein 8. Gene Ontology annotation, cellular component: catalytic step 2 spliceosome. Bases 310 to 2112 code for a protein of 600 amino acids. Gene Ontology annotation, molecular function: RNA binding; zinc ion binding. Lineage: Eukaryota; Viridiplantae; Streptophyta; Magnoliopsida; Myrtales; Myrtaceae. The record is from RefSeq and is a predicted model, not a curated record. The transcript has 9 exons.
CUCCACUGUAUCCCCCCGCAUCGCAGUCGUUUUGGCCAGAUUCGGUAAGGUCGUUGAUGCGCGGCCGGAACUAGAAAUUCCCGAGAAAAACACAAACCCUAAUUCCUCUGGUCUUGCUGCAAAAUCUUCCCUUCCGCACAUCGCCAGGUCGUCGGCGGCGCAAUUGGCCAUCUGUGGAUGCAUUUCCCUCGGCUUUCGUGUACUUUUGCGAGAGCUGUGCCGGUAUGGUUAUUGGGCUGAUGCUCUCUAGUGUGCUCUGAUGCAGGGAUAACAAGUUCGAUUGGAUUAUAUAAUAUUCAUUCUUUCUCUAUGGAAAGUGGGGACGUGCUCAAGCUCCCAGCAUCCUCCAACUCGGAUUGUGGGAACGAGGACGAAGGGCCCCUUAGUAAUGACCGUGAGCCUGGUGAAGUCAAUACCCUCCAAUUUGAUCCCGAGGAUAAAGAGGGACAAAAGGAGGAGGACAGUGGGCCUCUUAGUAAUGACCGUGAACCUGGUGAAGUCAUUACCCUCCAAUUCGAGCCAGAAGAUAAAGAGGGACAAAAGAAGGAGGACCAGGGGCAGGGUGACUGUAAUGUUGGACAUGAAGAGGGAACUUUUGUUAUAGACAUGGAACUUGAUGAGGAAUUAGUUGGUUGCUCAUCUAUGGCCGGAGUGAAUGUUGAAGUGACUGAAACUGAUUCUAUUCAAGUUGUGGAGAAAAAUGAUCACUUGUGCUCUGGGCUGCAAACUGAAAAUGGUUGUGCUGCUCUUGAAGAGAAGUAUGCCCUUAGCAGUCAUGUGAUGUCUAGCAAUUCAAUGUCCAGUCGCAAAAGAGCCCGAGUAACAUAUGAUGAAGAGCAACCAUCUGUUCAUGUUACGUAUAGUUCAUUAACAAGAGCAAGUAAACAAAAGCUUGAAGAACUAUUGCAGCAAUGGUCUGAGUGGCACACUAAGCAUGGUUCUUCCCAAGAUACAGGUGAAGCUUUAGAGUCUGGUGAAGAAACAUUCUUUCCUGCGCUGCGAGUUGGCAUGGAGAAGCAAUCAGCAGUAUCAUUUUGGAUUGACCAUCAAACAAGAAACCUGCAGAAUGAUGGGGUUAUUACUCUAGACAGUAAUGCCGUACCUCUUUAUGAUCGCGGUUAUGCACUGGGCUUGACUUUGGCCGAUGGAUCAAAUAAUGUAGAUGGAGGUCUGUCGAUAAUUGAGGAUGCUGCUCGCUGUUUCAACUGCGGUUCUUACAGCCAUUCCUUAAGGGAAUGUCCAAAACCUCGAGAUAAUGUUGCUGUCAAUAAUGCUCGAAUGCAACACAAGUCCAAACGAGGCCAGAAUGCUAAUUCUCGUAAUUCUAUUAGAUAUUAUGAGGACCCUCCUGCUGGGAAAUUCGAUGGACUGCAACCAGGCACUCUUGAUGCUGAGACACGGCAGCUUUUGGGUCUUGGGGAGCUCGAUCCACCCCCUUGGCUUUACAGGAUGCGGGAACUUGGUUACCCUCCAGGAUACUUAGAUAUUGAUGAUGAAGAUGACAUGUCCGGGAUUACCAUAUUUGCGGAUACAGAGGUCAAGGAAGAGAGUGAAGAUGGGGAAAUUAUGGAAGCAGAGCGAGAACAAAAGAGGAGAAUGACAGUCAAAUUUCCUGGAAUAAAUGCACCUAUUCCAAAGAAUGCUGAUGAAAGGCAUUGGGCAGAUGGACCCUUGAGGUCGGGUUCGUCUAGGCACCACCGAUCUUAUCAGCGAUCAAACCAUUCCACCGUACUUGUUGAAAGGGCACAUUAUCAGGACCAUAGAUGGUCUGGGUAUGCACGAGAUGACUUCCCUCCUGGUUGUGAACCGGGAUACAAUAAUUCCAUGUCUAGGUACCCCUCGGCGUCAGAUCGGUUCGAUUCUACUUUUUCUUCUCGCAGUCCAAGUAGUAGUGUUCAGUUGCCAGGGAGUCCUCCAAUUGGAUGGUCCUCAUAUGAGAGAGGUAGAAGGAGCCCAUAUGGAGAUUUUGCCAGUCGAGGUCCCCAUAAUUCACCCCCUGAUUAUGGUUUGUCUAGAUAUGAAUAUUCACGGGACAAUAAGCGGGAUUAUCAUGAUUUGGAUCAUCCAUAUGAGGACAGGUAUAAUGGCCAUCGCCAUUAUGGUCGGAGAUGAAAUGGCGACGUCUUGGAUUUGAAUUUUGCUGGAGAGAAGAUACUCCGGUGACAGAUUAGCAUUUGACAUCGCUAUUGCUGACUUGACAGAUGGAUAUGAUACCUAGUUUAAUAUGUACUAAGAUGGUCCUAGUACUGCACAACUGCCUUUGGCU